Drosophila ananassae is the source of this 1143-nucleotide messenger RNA. RefSeq names its product putative odorant receptor 98b (gene Or98b). Gene Ontology annotation, molecular function: odorant binding; olfactory receptor activity. Gene Ontology annotation, cellular component: plasma membrane. Gene Ontology annotation, biological process: sensory perception of smell; detection of chemical stimulus involved in sensory perception of smell. NCBI's taxonomy places the organism in Eukaryota, Metazoa, Arthropoda, Insecta, Diptera, Drosophilidae. The coding region runs from base 1 to 1143 and encodes 380 amino acids. The record is from RefSeq and is a predicted model, not a curated record. The transcript is spliced from 4 exons.
AUGGCGAAGGAUAACUUUCUACGACUGCAGUCUAUCUUUUUUUCCUUUCUGGGGUUCGAGCUGCAGCAGGAUAAGGAGGUUAGCCAUCGAUAUCCUUGGAGGAUUAUCUUCUUCCUUCUUUCGGUGGCCACAUUUCUGCCUCUGACUAUUGCCCUUGGAAUAAGCAACAUCCAAAAUGUAGAGCAUCUUACCGAUGCCCUCUGCUCAGCCCUUGUCGAUUUAGUCGCCAUUUUCAAAAUCGGAUUUUUACUUUGGCUCUAUGCGGAUCUGAGGCACCUUGUUAAGAGGUUUCGCUGUAAGCUUCAAAGCGAAGGUCAAUAUGGGGAUUGUGAGGCUAUUAUAUUGGCAUAUAAUAAGCGGGAUCUGUUCAUUAGUGCUCUGUACUGCUUGUGUUUUUUAUUGGCUGGAGUUUCUGCCUGUCUGAUGCCACUUUUGUCCAUUUUCAUCAUCUACCUUCGAACUGGAGAGGUGCAACCGGAACUGCCCUUUCCCAGCGUAUAUCCCUGGGAUAAUAAGCGUCCUCUUAAUUACCUCAUCUCCUAUUUGUGGAGUGUCAGUGCUGCGGUGGGCGUGGCCCUUCCCACUGUUUGUGUGGAUACUCUCUUCUGUGCCCUCACCCACAAUCUGACUGCACUAUUCGAGAUUGCCCAACUGAAAUUAAUGAACUUUAUGGGCAAAAGUCUGGGCGAGACCCGUGAGAAUCUGGUGCAUGCUUUUCAGCUGUACGGCGAAUGCCUGGAACUGGGCCAGUCACUGAAUGGAUACUUUAGGCCUCUUAUCUUUGCCAAGUUUGUGGUAGCUUCCUUGCACCUAUGCGUGCUUUGUUUCGUACUAUCAACUAAUUUGAUGGAACCGGCGAUGCUAUUCUACGUGGCCAUCCUUGGGCAGGUGUCCAUCUACUGUUUUUGCGGAUCUAGUGUCAAGGAGGAGAGUCAGCAAUUCGCCCAAGCUAUCUACGAAAGUAGUUGGCAGCAGCUUUUGCAGGACGAUGUGAAAGUAGCAAGAUCCUUGCAAUUUGCCAUGAUGAGAGCGCAACGAGGAUGCCGCAUUGACGGUUACUUCUUCGAGGCCAAUAGGCAAACGCUAAUUUUGAUUGUGCGCAGUGCCAUUUCAUAUGUGGCCCUUCUCAGAUCGCUCGCCUAG